This is a messenger RNA of Anthostomella pinea, 174 nucleotides long. The record is from the annotation of a GenBank genome assembly. Lineage: Eukaryota; Fungi; Ascomycota; Sordariomycetes; Xylariales; Xylariaceae.
AUGGAAGCCACUGCGCCGACCACCACCACCACUACAACGGGCACAGACGCCCUCGCCUACACCGCGGCCGAGAAGGCCUGGCUGGGCCAGCACUACAACAUCUACAAGGACGAGGAUCGCGAGGAGGGCAGGAGGAUCGUCCGGGCUCUCGUGACCGAAGCGAUUGAAGAAUGA